This is a messenger RNA of Hevea brasiliensis (rubber tree), 1642 nucleotides long. Its product is annotated as 3-oxo-Delta(4,5)-steroid 5-beta-reductase. The coding region runs from base 146 to 1297 and encodes 383 amino acids. The record is from RefSeq and is a predicted model, not a curated record. The transcript has a single exon. NCBI's taxonomy places the organism in Eukaryota, Viridiplantae, Streptophyta, Magnoliopsida, Malpighiales, Euphorbiaceae.
UUAUUAAGGAAAGAUAAGGAUAACACUAACAGAAUAAAAUAUGUUAUCCUUAUCUUUCCUUAAUAGUAGUCAACUAUCUCACAAUCCCACUAUUUUCUUUCUCGUCAACGCAAGAUAAAGCUAUUAUCACUCAUUUCCCUCUUUAAUGGAGAAAGGAAAUUCGGAUACGUCACUACCAGUUGCCUUGAUUGUGGGUGUCACGGGCAUGGUAGGCUUGAGCUUGGCAGAAGCUCUGAAGAAACCAACAGAAUUCUCAUUAUCGCCUGAAGGAAAAUUCCCAUGGAAAGUGUAUGGAGUAGCUAGGCGACCCUUGCCAACCUGGUUCCCUCCUUCUUUGCUCGACCAUUUCAUAUCAUUGGAUGUCCUAGACCAAACCGAUACAGUCCAGAAACUCACUCCUAUAUCUAAUCAAGUCACUCAUGUCUUCUGGGUUGCCCUCCAAAUUCGUGAAGCUGAAGAAGCUAAUAUAACUGUGAAUUCUACCAUGCUAGCCAACGUACUUGAUGUGCUCAAAUCUGCCUCUCCUUCCAGGCUUAGGCAUGUAUCCUUGCAAACAGGGACAAAGCAUUACAUGGGUCCGAUAUUUGAUCCUCAACUUGCAGACCAGCUUGUCCAUCACGAGCCACCAUUCGAGGAGCACUUGCCUAGGCUACCUUACCCCAACUUCUACUAUGCUUUAGAAGAUCUAGUGGCAUCUUACUCACCUUCCAUUUCUUAUUCUGUGCAUAGAUCCUCUAUAAUAAUAGGUGCAUCUUCAAGAAGUUUUUAUAACUGUCUGCUCACUUUAUCUGUAUAUGCGACCAUUUGUAGGCACAAAGGGCUACCUUUUAAGUAUCCCGGAAGCAAAUACACAUGGGAGCAUUUCUGUGAUAUGACAGAUGCAAGAGUACUAGCAGAGCAACAUAUAUGGGCAGCAGUGACAGAUACGGCUAAGAACCAAGCUUUUAAUUGCAGCAAUGGCGAUGUUUUCACUUGGAAAAGCUUAUGGAAGGUUCUGUGUGAGGUAUUUGAUGUUGAAUUUGUGGAUUUUGAUGAGAAUGAAAGUUUUGAUUGGGCUGAGAUGAUGAAGGACAAGGGAAAAGUGUGGGAUGAGAUUGUUAAAAAGUAUGGGCUUUUUAAGACUAAUAUGGAGGAUAUUGCUUGUUUUGAUGCCACCAAUAUGGUGUUGCAUUUGAAGCUUCAACAUGUUUGUAGCAUGAAUAAGAGUCGUGAAUUUGGUUUUUCUGGGUUUGCUGAUACAUUCAAGAGCAUUCGGAUGUGGGUGGGAAGAUUGAGAGACAUGAAAAUUAUUCCUUAAACAUUUUAUUGUUUUCAUGUUUAAUUCUGCAGAAAAUUCCAGUUUCGUUGGAUCAUAGCUGGCUUCUUUUUUUUUUUUUGGGUGUUCGAUCUUUUGUCUCUGCUUUGGACCGAGUUGGAUCAAAGAUGCAGUUUCAAUUGAUUUGUGUUAUCGUUUUCUCUGGAUGCUGCUUAAUUAUACUUUGUCUCUCGGAGUGUUACAAUGCCUCCAAAUUUAGUACCACUUUGGGCUUUGGUUGUGAGUUUCUUAUGAGCCAUUGAUCGCUAUGAAAGUAGAAUAUAAUAUUAAAGUUUGUUUAGUACAUAAAUUUGAGUAUGUGAUUUAUAUGAAAAGUUAUUGCUCCAA